Macadamia integrifolia is the source of this 3076-nucleotide messenger RNA. Its product is annotated as ABC transporter A family member 7-like. Gene Ontology annotation, molecular function: lipid carrier activity; ATP hydrolysis activity; ABC-type transporter activity. Lineage: Eukaryota; Viridiplantae; Streptophyta; Magnoliopsida; Proteales; Proteaceae. Bases 89 to 2947 code for a protein of 952 amino acids. Gene Ontology annotation, biological process: lipid transport; transmembrane transport. The transcript is spliced from 17 exons. Gene Ontology annotation, cellular component: intracellular membrane-bounded organelle; membrane. The record is from RefSeq and is a predicted model, not a curated record.
CUUCUUCUUCUUCAGAUUACUCUGCAAAUAUCCUAAUUGAAGAGUUGGGAGAGAAGGGCUGAAAGGGGAGGAGAGGAGAAAGCCACUAAUGGCGGAUUCAUCGCAUACAACUGCCAGUUUCUUGGCUCAGACCAACGCUUUGUUCAGGAAGAACCUCAUUUUCCAGAGAAGAAAUAUGAAGGCAAGCAUUAGGCUCGUUUUAUUCCCAAUGUUUCUCUGUUUGGUGCUUUUCUUGGUCCAAAAGGUGGUUAACAAUGAAUUGGAUAAGGAUCCUCAGUUAAGGUGUGGCUGCUCCUGCAUUGGCAAAAAUGCAGAUGGUUCAUGUAAAAAAACUGUAUGUGGUAUUGAGUACUCGGAAUUGGGACAAGCAGUGUAUUGUCCCAUUCAUAGGCCUCAGGAAUGGCCAGCUUUAUUGCAAGUGCCAGAUUCAGCAAGUCGUUUUCCAGAUGAGCCCUGCCAACGGAAUGACUCCUGCCCAGCUACUAUACUUUUUACUGGGGGAAACAGAUCUCUUGGAGAAAGCGUAGCAAGAAAUUUUUUCACGGGUACUUUCACUCCAAAUUCUUCAGAUAUGUUGCAGAGCUUAGCCAAUAUUGUGCUGGGUUCAUCCUCAGAACCUGCUCAUAACAAUUUUUUGGAGCCAGCUUUCAGUUCUGAAAUUCCAGUUUAUAUCCUUCAAUCUCAGUGUGUGCCAAAUUUUACACUUUCCUUUCCCAUCCAGAUAGCUUCCCGCACAAUGCAGAAAGAGGUGAGAUGUGUGCAAGGUUUAAAUUUAUGGUGCAACAGUUCUUCAGAGAUAAAUGAUGAUCAAUUUAAUGGAUCCACAGAAGGGAAGUCUAAUGAGAUUGUUGCAGCUUAUGAUUUCUUGAAUUCAAAUGAGAAUAAUUUCAAUGUGAGGGUAUGGUACAAACGGAGGGAUGAUCAUAGUAUUUUUCAAAACAGUCCUCCUGAAUUGGUCCGGGUUCCACGAUCAGUGAAUGUGGCCUCCAAUGCCUACCUUCAGUUCUUAAAGGGUGCUGGCACGAAAAUGCUAUUAGAAUUUGUCAAAGAGAUGCCAAAAACUGAAACAAGACUCAGUUUGGAUCUCUCUUCUCUUCUUGGUGGACUCUUCUUUUCAUGGGUUAUUUUGCAACUUUUCCCUGUGAUAUUGACAUCUCUGGUUUAUGAGAAGCAACAAAAACUAAGAAUCAUUAUGAAAAUGCAUGGGCUUGGUGAUGGUCCUUAUAUGUUAAUUUCUUAUGCCUAUUUUCUUUUCUUAUCCUCAAGUUACAUGUUAUGUUUUGCCAUAUUUGGCUCACUUGUAGGUGAGAUACGACCCCUGGAAUCAAUCUGCUCUACAUGGCUUUCAAAACUGAAAGUGUUGUCUAACUCAGAUCUAUUCCUUACAGGGUUAAAUACCUUCACGAUGAAUGACUACAGUAUACAAUUUGUGUUUUACUUCAUCUAUAUUAACUUGCAAGUUUCAUUCGCAUUUUUAGCAGCAACGGUUUUUUCAAAUGUUAAGACUGCUACAGCAAUAGGGCACAUAUGCGUCUUUGGAUCGGGGCUCUUAGGAGCUUUUCUUUUCCAGACAUUUCUUGAAGAUAAUUCCUUUCCAGGGCAUUGGAUUAUAGUUAUGGAGUUAUUUCCUGCCUUUUCUCUAUACCGUGUUAUAUAUGAAUUUGGGCAAUAUGUUCAACCGGGAAUUCCUGUUGGGAUGAGGUGGAAAGAUCUGAAUGAUAACACAAAUGGAAUGAGAAAGGUUUUAAUUCUCAUGAUUUUGGAAUGGUUUGUGGUCCUUCUCGUCACAUAUUAUUUAGAUCAAGUGGUAUCAUCUGGAGGUGGCAUGCAAAAGCAUCCUCUUUUUUUCUUGCGAAGUGUCCAGAAGAAGAAAUUACCAUCUUCUUCGAAGCCUAGCAUGCAAAGACAAGGAUCUACGGUUUUAGCUCAAAUGGAGAAACCUGAUGUCUUCCAAGAGAGGGAGAAAGUUGAACAGUUACUCCUUGAAUCCAGUACAAGUUAUGCUGUUGUCUGUGACAACAUAAAAAAGGUGUAUCCAGGGAAGGAUGGAAAUCAUGAUAAACUUGCAAUUGGAGGGUUAUCUCUUGCUUUGUCCAGAGGGGAAUGCUUUGGUAUGCUUGGACCUAAUGGUGCUGGGAAAACCUCUUUCAUUAAUGUGAUGACUGGGCUCAUAAAGCCAACAUCAGGAAUGGCACUUGUGCAGGGUGUGGACUUACAGACUGAUAUGAACAAAAUAUACACGAGCAUGGGUGUCUGUCCACAGCAUGACUUGCUUUGGGAAACACUAACAGGACGAGAGCACCUACUAUUUUAUGGAAGACUGAAGAACCUCAAAGGCGCGGCAUUAACACGAGCAGUGAAAGAAUCCCUUAAGAGUGUAAAUCUAUUUCAUGGAGGUGUUGCUGAUAGAAAGGCGGGAAAAUACAGUGGAGGGAUGAAGAGGAGGCUUAGUGUUGCCAUUUCACUGAUCGGGAAUCCUAAAAUUGUCUAUAUGGAUGAGCCUGGCACAGGAUUAGAUCCAGCUUCCAGAAAGAAUUUGUGGAAUGUUAUCAAGCAUGCAAAGAGAGACAGGGCAAUCAUUCUCACCACUCAUUCAAUGGAAGAGGCAGAGUUCCUGUGCGACCGAUUGGGGAUCUUAGUGGAUGGCAGUUUACGGUGCAUAGGAAGUCCAAAAGAGUUGAAGGCUAGGUAUGGAAAAUCAUAUGUGUUAAUGAUAACGACAUUGAAUCAAGAGGAGGAGGUGGAGAACUUGGUGCACCAGCUCUCUCCAAAUGCAAUCAAGACAUACCAUUUAUCCGGAACCCAGAAGUUUGAACUGCCAAAGCAUGAAGUUAGGAUUGCAGAUAUUUUCCAAGCAAUUGAGAUCGCAAAGAGAAUGUUCACAAUACAGGCAUGGGGUCUGUCUGACACCACCUUGGAGGAUGUCUUCAUCAAGGUUGCUCAAUAGGUUGAAGCGUUCAACAUGCUUUCAUGAUUGUUAAAGACGCAUAUAAUUUUUCUUAUUUCUUAUUUCUUUCAUUGUUGUCGAUGAGUACUAUGUUUUUGUCAAGUAUACUUGAAUUGGUUUAUUUUGUUA